Messenger RNA from Marasmius oreades (fairy-ring Marasmius), 775 nucleotides. RefSeq lists its product as uncharacterized. NCBI's taxonomy places the organism in Eukaryota, Fungi, Basidiomycota, Agaricomycetes, Agaricales, Marasmiaceae. Bases 15 to 656 code for a protein of 213 amino acids. Gene Ontology annotation, cellular component: nucleus. The transcript has 6 exons. The record is from RefSeq and is a predicted model, not a curated record.
UGACUGUCUUCUCCAUGGACCACCACAAUCACUCUCACUGUCAUCACGAAAGUCAAGACCAUGACCAUGACCACGAUACUUCUGACCUUGGUGCUCAGGACAAUCUCUUUCAGCAUAUUGAUCUCCAAAACGUUGUCAUUUUGAACGCCUCUGAUGACCAUGGCAAAGGUUCAGAUAUCAUAAAACCCUGGCAUGAACGUUUGAAUGAAGACAAAUUCGUAGACUCGGAUGCAGACGAUCAGCUGAUCAUUCGCAUUCCUUUCACCGGAGGUGUAAAAUUACGGGCCUUGUUACUAAAAUCAGGUCCCAGCGAUCAGACUCCGGAGAAAGUUUCUCUGUUUGCCAAUGAAGACAAUUUGGAUUUCAGCGACGUCGCGGAUCGAACUCCAACCCAAGAAUUUCACGUUCCACAAGGCAGAGAAGUUGGGGAAUACGCUGUAAAAACCGCGAAAUUCAACAAUAUCUCGUCACUUACCUUAUUUUUCCCCGGCUCCCAAGGAGCUGAGAACAUUCGCGUCUACUACGUCGGCCUUUUGGGUUCUUGGACUGAGCGUGCAAACAGACCAAUUAUAACAGUUUACGAAGCACAGGCUAAUCUAGCUGACCACGAAAAAAUUCAGGGCACAGAUGGCAUGUCUAGCACCCCGCAAAGAUGAUACGAGGAAACCGAAGAUCAAAUUCCACGUGUACCACCAGAAAUUCUUUGAGUGUAAUCAUUAUACGCUGCAAUCAUAUUGUCAACAAUGUUCUCCUUUGACCUUUGCUUUCACUUGCA